AGUAUAUAUAAUACAAAAUGUGUGUAUAUAUAUAUAUAUAUUUUUUUUUAAAAACACGAUCAACACAAACCGUUAAUUACUAUUCCAUUUUCUCUAUCAAUUUGAAUGUCCAAUUUAAUCUUUACAUGUACCUAAUUUUUAAAUAUAUAUAGCUUGUUCUUUAAUAGAAAAUAUUUAAUAAUGUCAAAUCAAUUUACAAUAAAAGAUCAUAUUGAAAUUAAUGGUCAAAAAGAGCAAUUAAAACCGAUUAUAAAUGUUAAACGCUCAACUUUAUCAGAAUAUGCAAUAUCACAUAUUCGAACAAUUUCACGAAAAAUCUGUUCAGAAAUUCAAAUCGUUUCAGAUGUAAAUUAUGACGAUUUGUGCGGACCGUGGAUAUACUCAAAAAAUCCUCUUUAUAGUCAGUAUAUUGAUAUACCGUGUCCAAGUUUGUGCAUUUGGAAAUAUUUUACAGAAGAGGACAUAAUUUAUCUAAAAAAAAAUCAAGAAAAUAAAAAUAUGAUAGUUUCUUUUUUUGAGAAUAAAUUGUUAAAUGAAACUACAGUAAAAAAUAAUACUGUUGUUUCAAAUGUAUUAUGGGAAUUCUUUAAAUUUGCUAGGUAUUUGAAUAUAUUAAAUUUAUAA
Molecule: messenger RNA, 624 nt
Organism: Apis laboriosa (Himalayan honeybee)
Lineage: Eukaryota; Metazoa; Arthropoda; Insecta; Hymenoptera; Apidae
Exons: 2
Coding region: 181-624 (147 amino acids)
Source: RefSeq, a predicted model, not a curated record